GCCAAUCAGAAGCAGCCGCCCUGCUCAUCAUCUCCUCCGUGUUUAUACAAUGGGGAAGGUGAGCAGCCGCACAGAUUGUUGUGACUGAAGGAGUCACACAUCUGAGUUUCGACUCGGUAACGUCGGAGGACAGCUGAACGAGAGAGCACCCGGCGGUAAAAGCGAGAUGGAGAGCGGGGAUGACAGUGUCCUCCGCUCCCGCUGCCGAGCCAUCCCCAAGAUGCCCACCUUCCCUGACCUAGAUAGCUCUUUGGAUGAGGGACGUAGUCCGGGGGAACGUCGGCAAGGCAGCGGAGACAACCACAUUACCAGCAAUGGAAAAAUUGAAGUGGAACAUGUGAUCAGUAAAAAGCUACAACUAAAAAGGAAAGCAGAGUUCCUGAAGAGUGACCUGAUGCGUCAGUUUGAUAGUCACGUCAAUGACUUCAUGGACAGUCUUAUUGAGGAGUCGACCAGCCUGGAGCCUGCACCAGUCCCUGCUGUUUUUUCACCCCCACUGUCAGACAAGGAGAGGAACAAGCUCAGGCAUUUUCGGCCUCCUCAUGGCCAGGGGAAGCAGUUUGUCAGUCGCAGGUCCCUCUUAGAUGAGCUGUUUGAGGUGAACCACAUCAGGACCAUCUACCACAUGUUUAUUGCUCUCCUCAUUCUCUUUAUCCUCAGUACACUGGUGGUAGAUUUCAUUGAUGAAGGCAGACUAGUGUUGGACUUUGACCUGCUGGUCUAUGCAUUCGGACAGUCCCCUCUGGUGGUGUGCACAUGGAUCUGCAUGUUCCUGUCUGUGUUGCUGGUUCCCUACACCCUGUUCCACCUGUGGUCACAGACCCAGUCUGGGUCUUAUAGUCACCCCAAGUUGUACAGUUUCUUGUUUGGUUCUGUAUUCCUGCUCUACCAAGCUCUGGGUCUGGGAUUCCUUCCUACAUAUGUUGUUGUGAUCAACAGUUUGCCACCUGCUUCCUGCUUCAUCAUCAUCCUGGAACAGGUGCGUCUAAUGAUGAAAGCACACUCCUUCAUUAGGGAGAAUGUACCAAGAGUUCUGACCUGGGCCAAAGAUAAGACCACUCCCAGCCCAGUGGUCCCUCAGGUUUCUCAGUAUCUCUACUUCCUGUUUGCACCCACACUCAUCUACAGAGACAAGUAUCCCAGGAACCCAGUGAUCAGAUGGGGCUACGUGGCCACAAAAUUACUUCAGGUACUGGGCUGUCUGUUUUAUGCCUAUUACGUGUUUGUGCGGCUGUGCAUCCCUCAGUUUCGCAGCAUCAGUCUGCAGCUGUUUGACCUGAAGGCCAUGGUCCUCUGUGUCUUUAACUCCAUCCUGCCAGGAGUGUUGGUUCUCUUCCUGGGAUUCUUUGCCUUCCUCCACUGCUGGCUCAAUGCAUUUGCUGAGAUGCUUCGUUUUGCUGAUAGGAUGUUUUACAAGGACUGGUGGAAUUCAACCUCUUAUGCCAAUUAUUAUCGCACUUGGAAUGUAGUGGUCCAUGACUGGCUGUACUACUAUGUGUACCGGGACUUCCUGUGGAUGUCUCAGAAGCGUUUCAGACCAGUGGCCAUGCUGUUUGUGUUCACCGUGUCCGCCGUGGUCCAUGAGUACAUUCUUGCAAUCUGCUUUGGCUUCUUCUAUCCUGUACUCUUCUGCCUUUUUAUGUGUUUUGGAAUGAUGUUCAACUUCAUUCUGCACGACCAAAGGAAAGGUCCCAUCUGGAACAUAAUCAUGUGGACUUCCCUCUUCUUGGGUCAGGGAGUCAUUAUCUGUCUAUACUCCCAUGAGUGGUAUGCCCAGCGCUACUGCCCCUUGAAGGAGCCCUCCUUCCUAGAUUUACUAAAGCCUCGCUCCUGGAGCUGUCAGAGAGGUUUGAUGGUGGACUCUGAUAGGCUGUGACCUGUGUCUGGACUACUGCUGAGGACUAUCACUGAUCAGUAUAAAUUUGACCAGCCUUUCUGUUACUUUCAUAACUUUUGUUCUCUAAUAUUUUUCUUCAUUUUAUUGCACUGUGGUCAUGACUGAGUCUGUGUAUGAAUGUAGGAAAGAGGUCCAAUCAGUAUAUGCCAAAAUGUUCUUUACUCUAACAGCUAAGCCACAUUGAUGCCUUACUUAUUUCUUUUAUGUUUUCGAAGGCAACCCCACAACAAAAUUACAAGUUCACAUAAAACCAUGUGUGAACAUUUUUAUUUUUAUGUACUAUUUAUUUUCAGAUGUAUUCACAUUACUUUUGCCUUGAUCAACUGUGAAACCACUCCCUGUGCCAACAGAAUAAUGGCAAUAAUGAUGACAUGGCAGCUGAAUAUAAACAUUACAAGUACAAAUAAUAUUGAGAUAUGCAGUAAUUAUUAAUAUUUAACAAAGUUUGCAAUUACUACUCUAUUAUAUAAAGCACAUUCAGUAUGCUGCUCAGUAAAACAUUUAAUGUUAUUCAUAUUCACUGCCAAUAAGAUUUAUUUUGAAAAACAGUUGCUGUUUGGUGUUUUGCAUAAAUCUAUGACAAACUCUCGUCUCUGAAUUAAAUCUUCAGUUGACUUCUCAAAAGAGGAAAAUGAAGGUGGCAUUUGAGAUGCUGAUGUAGAUGACUAAUGCUGUGUGGAAUUAAUACUCUCUGUGACUGCUUAAUUUAUUCUUGACUAUUGAAUUAACUGGUUCAAACUUAUAUCUAGCAUCACAGAAAAAGGUUAUUGUGAACCUAAUAAUGUUCUAUUUUGUUCAUAAACAAUGUUAUGUGAGUUAUGUACAGUGAUUGUACUACAGAAUGCCUACGAAUGUAAAACUGUUGCAGCUGGCUGCUAGAAUAUUGUAACAGUGAGAUGGUGAUGAUACUUGAUAACCACUAAGGGCUACAGUUUGCUUUGUCAGAAACAAUAAUAUGUUAAAUGAGAUAGUGUUUUAUUGUUUAAAUCAUACAAGUAUACAUUUUACUGAACAGUAAUUUUCAUGUCAGACUAAUGGAAGAAUGAAUUUAUAUGUUCAGUGCACUUUUAGUUCUUAUGGUCAUAAAAUAAUGUGUUUACACAUUUGUAUUAGUUGGAGGGAAUCACAGAUCAAUCAUUGCACAGUUAAUGUUGCCCAUUCUGACAUAUUUCAAUGCAGGGAGACUGUAUUUAUGCUUGUGAAUAACAAGAUGCACAUUACAAAGUAAAAACCAGCAACGGGAAACUCAGCACUUCUUAAAAAAUCUGUAUGACCACAAGGUGGCACUGUAUUAAAGGCUUUUAUUUUUGAUCCUUCCUCUGCUCGUUUUGGCAAGAGAGGCUUCCCCAGAGUCCUUUACAAAAUUAAUAUUAACAAACAACACAAGUACCAGCAACUUAUUUUUUUAACAUGUACAGAUAAUAGUAGAAAUAUUGGAAUGCCCUGUGGUACUUAGUGCUAAAAUUUAGCUCUUGAGAACUCCAUAUUUGGCAGAAGUUUUAAUCUCGCUUUAUGCCUUUGAGAUUUUGUUAAUAAGGAUAAUAUUUAUAGUAAUGAAAGGAGCCAAGCUGCAGAAAUGCUGUUUAUUUGGAUGAGCUAUUUAUUUUUUUGAGCAGAGUUUUGCCUGCUUAUUGUGAUAUUUGUGUUCAUUGUGAUCAGAUUUUUUUUAGCCUUGAAUAGCUUAAUGUGUCAGGUGACAAUUUAAUGAAUCAGUAUGUUGUUCUAUUAUUGGAUGUUUGACAAAUGUCUGAUACAUUCCUCAAAGACACAUCAAAGUAUGAGAACUAUUAAGAAUAAAAAAUGAAGUAUGUUC
This is a messenger RNA of Lates calcarifer (barramundi perch), 3710 nucleotides long. It is a transcript of the gene soat1, whose product is annotated as sterol O-acyltransferase 1. Gene Ontology annotation, molecular function: cholesterol binding; cholesterol O-acyltransferase activity; fatty-acyl-CoA binding. The record is from RefSeq and is a predicted model, not a curated record. NCBI's taxonomy places the organism in Eukaryota, Metazoa, Chordata, Actinopteri, Centropomidae. Gene Ontology annotation, cellular component: endoplasmic reticulum membrane. The coding region runs from base 167 to 1876 and encodes 569 amino acids. The transcript has 16 exons. Gene Ontology annotation, biological process: cholesterol efflux; cholesterol metabolic process.